GUUCACCUUAAGUUAGAGAGCAAAUGGGAAUCCUAAUCAAGAAAAUCCUUUCUCUUCUCUUCAUCUACCCUCUAAUAUUAGCUUCUGACUGCGAAUUUUCUUGGUGUGAAAGCAUGCUCAUUCGUUUCCCCUUUCAACUACAAAGCAACCAGCUUCAACGUCCUUAUUGUGGUUACCCUGGUUUCAAAUUAAUCUGCACCAAUGACGCCAAAACAGUUCUAGAUCUUCCAUUCUCUGGAGAAUUCUAUGUACGCAACAUAAACUAUCUAACACAGCAGAUACAAAUCUAUGACCCUGAUCAGUGCCUUCCAAAACGUCUUCUAAGCCUCAAUCUUUCGGGUACCCCCUUCAUUGCCAUGUUGAGUCGCAACUACACUUUCUUAAGCUGCAAUUCUCGCAACGCAGCGCCGCGGUCCGUUCCCAUUGAUUGCCUGAGCAAUUCAACAUAUUUUGUAUCUGCUGUGCCUUCAGGGGACUUGGCCAAUAAUUCAUUGCCAGUUUCAUGCAAAGUUAUUGGAAGGCUUUCAGUUCCAUUUUCAAGCACAACGUUUGUGAGGAAUCUUGGUGAUGAUCUCAUCCAAGAUCUUCAAUUAACAUGGAAUAAACCUGAUUGCAGAGUAUGUGAAUCACAAGGAAAAUUGUGUCAAUUUGAGAACAAUACCAGUGAUAGAAUUCGUUGCUCCGAUGAUUACAAUACAGGUGGUACAUCAAGGGGACUUUUAGCCUUCAGAAUAAUCACAUUAUGCAUAAUUGGACCAGCUUGUAUCUUUGCUGUUGUGUUUGCAUGCUGUGUGUGCUACAGAGACAGAGUUUCCAAUGCUAAUGCUGCAAGGAGAGCACUACAAUUAGCAGCAAUAACACCACAUCCUCCUGAACCUCCCAUUACCACUACUUUGGGUUUGGACGAAACUACAAUUGACUCUUAUGAGAAGCUUGUGCUGGGCGAGAGUAAGAGGGUGCCAGGACCCAAUAAUGGAACAUGUUGGAUAUGCUUGGCAGAGUACAACUCCAAAGAGACCAUUAGAUGCAUCCCUGAAUGCAAACAUUGCUUCCAUUCAGAUUGCAUUGAUGAGUGGCUUAGAAUGAAUUCAACAUGCCCAGUUUGCAGGAACACUCCGAUUCCAUCUCCUUCUCCCCUUCAUGAUAUCAUGUCUAGUAGUGCACCUUGAUUGCUCAAUCAUUAAAAAGCUGUAUCUAUGCGUGUAGAUAUCAUUGCAAGAUUCACAUUUUAUUUGUUAUCUAAUAACUAAUAAGAUGUGGAUGGUGGCA
This is a messenger RNA of Arachis duranensis, 1269 nucleotides long. Its product is annotated as putative RING-H2 finger protein ATL21A. NCBI's taxonomy places the organism in Eukaryota, Viridiplantae, Streptophyta, Magnoliopsida, Fabales, Fabaceae. Gene Ontology annotation, molecular function: polysaccharide binding. The record is from RefSeq and is a predicted model, not a curated record. The transcript has 3 exons. The coding region runs from base 24 to 1169 and encodes 381 amino acids.